Staurois parvus is the source of this 413-nucleotide messenger RNA. The record is from the annotation of a GenBank genome assembly. Lineage: Eukaryota; Metazoa; Chordata; Amphibia; Anura; Ranidae.
CCCAUAACAGAAGUGUGCAGACACAUACACUAUAUUGCCAAAAGUAUUGGGACGCCCCUCCAAAUCAUUAGAUUCAGGUGUUCCAAUCACCUCCAUGACCACAGGUGUAUAAAAUCAAGCACCUAGGCAUGCAGACUGCUUCUACAAACAUUUGUGAAAGAAUGGGUUGCUCUCAGGAGUUCAGUGAAUUCAAGUGUGGUACUGUGAUAGGUUGCCACCUGUGCAAUAAGUCCAUCCGUGAAAUUUUCUUGCUAUUUAAUAUUCCACAGUCAACUGUUAGUGGUAUUAUAACAAAGUGGAAGCAACUGGGAACAACAGCAACUCAGCCACGAAGUGGUAGGCCAUGUAAAAUGACAGAAGCGGAGUCAGCGCAUGCUGAAGCGCACAGUGCGCAGAAGUCGCCAACUGUCUGC